CUCCUGUUACCAUGACAACCAGGUGAUUAGCUCACCUGGCCGCAGAGGGGAAGCUGUUCCUCCACAGACACAGAACAGACAGAGACGCCGUUUCUGCAGCUUCAACAUGAAAACUGCUGCUUUCAUUAUCGGACUCGUCUUUAUCUGCUGCGAGGUCACAGAAAAAACAACAGCUGAAGGUCAACUGGAGGGUUUUGCGGAGACUGUUCAGUCGGAGUGUCGGGAUCGUUACCUGUGGAUCCGCGUGGCCUCAGGACAGACGCCUCGCUUCGAGGCUGUAGAUGGAAAUGGUGUCCACUCCAUCAGCAAGCAGCUUGCCUCGCGCUGCGGUUACACCAUCAGCACAUUCAAGAUGGACGGCUCCACCACCUUCAGAGCUUCAUACUACUCCUGCUUCACCCACAACCAGAACGACGAGACGUUCACCUUCAAAUUUAACGUGAUAGUGAGCGACGCUGGUGGCGUGCAGAUCACCCAGCCCGUUUCUGCAGUUUGUUCUGGUCUGAUCUGGACUCACAGAGAGAUCAUCUGUGAGGAGGACUACAUGGAGGUGAACGUGAACAGACAGUUUUCAUGUGGAGGGCAGCGGGGGGACAGUGGACAGAUGUGGCAGGCCGCCAUCGCUCAGGCUCAGAGGACAGCAAGUGUUGUCUGGCAGCUGAUGAUCCUGCAGAGUAAUGGACAGGUUUCCUUCAUGUCAAUCAGUGAAGCCCAGAGGCAGGGCUACAGCCUGACCACCGCCGCCCAGAGGGUGGUGCUUCGAUCUCGGUACAAACAGCCGCACGCCGAGCUGACAAUGGUGGACGGCGUCGCCAUGGAGAUCAUCCGGGUUUCUCUGUUCUUUAAGGAGAAGCUGAUGGUGGUAAUGAUUGAUGUGUCCAUGGCCUGCACAGUCAAUUCGGGUUCUUUUGACGGCACCCGGCUGCUCUGGGAUGUCCCACGGGUUGUGACCCCUCUGGUCGGGGAGGGAGCAAGGUUUGAAAGUCGGAGUCUCAGUCUGGGGGUGGAGGGGGUGCUGCUGGACGAACCCACUGCCGCCGCCAGAGGAUUCACUUUAGUCCAACAAGGAUAUCUGAUCCAGAUCGGGGUUCCUUUUGGGGAGGAGGGCGGCUACAGGAAGAGUUUGGUGGUGAACAACACGUACAAGGAGACGUACAUGAUCUACCUAUUAUACGAACACGUCUUCUCUCUACUGUAUGAAGACGGCAGCAGCAUCGACACGAGACACCGAAUGCUUAGAGUACUUGACACACCGCUGCUCUGCCGUCAACCCUUCAGCCUCGACAAGACCAUGAGUGACGAGCAAGUGUUCAGCGUCUACCUUGGAAACAUUCCUGCUGAUGUCAUAUUAGAGGAAGUCCGGAUCAACGGGAAGCAGCUAAUGAUGUCAGAGAGUGCUGAAACGGGCUACAGCAUCACACCUAUUGUCCACAUCAACAGCAGCCGAGCCUACGAGCUCCGGCUGCCUUUCGAGGAUGCCGUCGUCCACAGGAUGUACCUUGGUCAAGGUGUGGUGCACUACACCAUAGACAUAAACUUCACUUUAACCAUCAUGCCUCAGAGAGACUCCUACUACCACCAUGCAGUCAUCAUAGCACAAGUACUCAAUGCAUUCCCUCCGGAGAUCACGGCUCAGUGUUCAGACGGAGGAAUCACCUUCAGCGUGGUCAGACCACCUAGAGCUGAGAGUCUUUGGGAGGUGGGCGUCGACCACGAGCCUCUGACAUUACAGCUGGCGACCCAAAGAGGGUACCGCCUCCAUAACGACACCCACAGAACCACGCUGGAAAUCCCUGUGUUCUCCGUCGGUUACACCUAUGAGGACAUCAACUUGUCAAACUUCUAUGGAACAUUUAAGCUUGUUCUGAGAGACUCCAAAACUCUGGAGGUUCAGACAUCAACCUCCAAACACUGCCUCUUCAAAACACAGGACAUGAUAGUCUGUUCUGCAGAUGGAACUAUGACAGUGGUGACGACGCUGACCUCCACCUGGCCUACAGUGCAGUCUGAAAAAACCACUCUGCUGGACCCCACCUGUGGACCCAAACAGGCAGAUGGAACCAGAGUCCUGUUUGAGUUCAAGCUCGACUCUUGUGGUACCAGAGCCAUGGUCGGGGAGCAUUACGUGGUUUAUGAGAACGAGAUUCUCCAUGACAGACAGGUGAUCGCAGACGGUCCAAACUUCAUCUCCAGAGAAUCUCAGUUCAAGUUGACAGUGAGGUGCUUCUAUCCACUUAAUGGAAUCAACAGACUGUCAGUGGACAGGAUCUUCAGAUCAGAGACUCCUGGAUUUGGUUCAGUCAAAGUCUUCAAGAGCCUUAAAGAUUCCGCAAAUAAUCUCCCUGCCCAAGACUGUUCACAUCAGGUUUCUGGAUAUGCUGUCAACACCCCAACUAACCAGGGCCACCAAACCCCAGCGGCAGGUGGAGUCCUGCCUCACCUGGGUACCAGGCCUCGGCCCAAACCUGGACCCAGCCACUUCAUCACAGUGCCAGGAGGACACAACAAGCCACUCCACUCGUCCCCAAACCUCAAUCUCUCUCCUCCUGAACGUCCAACCAUCGGUACCCACCAAGUCCCUCUGCAGUUUUCAUCUCAUCCUGGUUAUCUAAUGUCCCAGACACAGGACCAACAUGUAUUCGGAUCUCCAACUGGCAACCAUCUCCCUAACUUUCCUCCCAGAUACAACCCGUUACCAGAAAACGGCAUCCAGCUGUCAAACCUGAACACACAGAGCUUAAAAUUUGUAGACGUAAGAGGUGAAAAUUCGGGCCGAACUGAUGACAACCCGGCCUUGGGCUGGAGUUCUUCCAGCAGGAUUCCUAUUUCUCCAGUUGUGAAACAGUUGGAAAGUGACUGGGGAAGCUCCAGUCAACCUCGAACGCUACAGGGUCCGAACAGUAUAGGUGAUAACGUUGGGCACUAUGGCUUAACAUGGGACCAGCCCACUUUUAGCCAAAAUGGUAUCAUCAAGCCAAAUCAAGACGUGCAGAGUCUUAAAGUCGAUCUUUCUCCUGGCAUGCAAGAACUGACCCAGCAGCAUGAGGCCAAUCUGGAUUUGACCAUUUACGGGUCCUCAGGUGUUGGGAUGAAAGUGGCCAAUACUGAAGAGAUACCUGGAUACCAGCCACGAAGUCAGUAUUAUCCUUCUCAAACCUCUCAGUUUCACCCAGUCUUUCAACCACCAGCUCAGUACAGCCCAGACCACAAUGGCAGCGACAAAUACAUCCCUGCUUAUACCAAACAGAUCACAGCCAAAAAUAGUAUCUCAGACUUGUCUGAAGAGACACCGGGGUCUGUGAGCACUGAACCGACAAACAGCCGAGUUGACCAAAACCUGGAAAAACCAGGGUCCAUUGAAAGGAGAAACAUUGAGAAGGUGCAGAACAUCAGAGUCAAGCCUCAGGGUAAAUUCUUUACUUCUGGACAUCUCAACCAGACACCUUUAAUCCAACAAGCAAACUCUCAAAUCUCUAAUCCCUCACAAUAUGCCACUAGUCCGACCACUGUCAACAGUGAUGGGAAGGGCUGGACAUCCCAACAGCUUCCUGAACACAGAGGUUCAAACAUAAGAGAGGAACAUGUGCCUGAGAGAAGAAGUUUCUCAACAAUGAAGCAGGCACAAAAUCUUCAUAGUAUCACAGUCAAAUCAGAUCAAUCUGCAGUGAUCCCCCUCACUGAUCUGUCCACAAACCAGCAAGGACACCAGCAGAAACUGGUCCAAUCAGUGGCUGAGACACGAAACAGUGGAGGACAGGGAUCUGCUUUUACUCUGAGAAACGCUGUUCAACCAACAGGAACAUCUCACAUCAGAGUCAGACCUCUUUCCGGUCUCCUAGGAAGACUCCAAACCCGUGACGAACACAAAUUGCAGAACCUCCAGAACCCCACCACUCAGUUUGAUACGAGAGGAGGAACCAGCAGGACGUCCUACCUCGGCUUCACACCACAGAACAUCCCAAACACUGUUAACAUCAGAGAAUAUCACCCAAACAAUCCCAAAAGUAACAAGGACCUGAAUCCCACUGCAUGGGGAGCUGGGUUUACUGGUUCUCACAUGGGUACUAAUGGUUCUGGUGGUUCAGACCUGAAGAGCCACACCAGAUCUGACUGUGGUGGUCAGUAUGGAGCCAGUCUUCACCAAGGCAUCAUGAGAGGUAAACGGAGCAGCUGAUGAAGAACAGAAACUUCCAGAAACACUGUCUGCAGAAUCUGAUUCAAUAAAGCUUCAGUUUGUUGAAAUUCAAA
Molecule: messenger RNA, 4248 nt
Organism: Siniperca chuatsi (mandarin fish)
Lineage: Eukaryota; Metazoa; Chordata; Actinopteri; Centrarchiformes; Sinipercidae
Exons: 20
Coding region: 107-4174 (1355 amino acids)
Source: RefSeq, a predicted model, not a curated record